UCUAAAUGUGUGGUAGCUGCAUAGAGCUUCUUUCUGUCCUCCUACACAGGCAGGAGUGAGAGGCCCCUGGAGUCACCGGCACUGGGAGCAGCGGCAGAAUAUACGGUGAAAAUGACAUCCCUCUUUCUGCUGUGUGUGUCUUUGCCUGUAAUCUUGGCAACAACGAUACCGAAAGAUCCUAAUGAUAUAGUUGGCUCAUUGCAUGUCAGCAUCCCUGUUGAGUUGCCUCUCCGUCCACUGCUGGGAGGAAAGGUAGCUGUGCCAUGCUACUUCCAAGGAAGCAGUGUGAACGACCCGGGAGCACCCACCAUCGCCCCGCUAGUUCACAGAAUCAAGUGGACCUACGUCACCAAGGAGAAAGUUAGCCCAAUCCUGGUGGCAUCGGAGGGGAAGGUUUAUGUGGAGACAGAGUAUCUGGACAGGGUGACAUUGGUCGGCUACCCAAUGGUUCCUACUGAUGCUACCAUUGAGAUAACUGAACUGAGGUCCAAAGACUCUGGUACCUAUCGCUGCGAAGUGAGCCAUGGUAUUGAGGACAGCUCUGACUUUGUAGACAUCCAGGUUCAAGGUAUUGUAUUCCACUAUCGUGCCAUCUCCACCCGCUACACCCUAACAUUUGAAAAAGCCAAAGAGGCCUGUGUACAGAACAGUGCCACCAUUGCAACUCCUGCACAACUCCAAGCCGCUUACGAUGACGGAUACCACCAGUGUGAUGCUGGUUGGCUUUCAGAUCAAACUGUGAGGUACCCUAUUCAUGAGCCCCGGGAACCUUGCUUUGGAGAUAAGGAAAACUUUCCUGGAGUGAGGACCUACGGCGUUAGAGAUGUCAAUGAAACUUAUGAUGUGUACUGCUUUGCUGAGAAGAUGUCAGGCAAAGUUUUCUACUCCAUGUCUGUAGACAAAUUUAGCUUCUAUGAAGCACAAGACCAGUGUGUCAAACUGGGAGCGAGGCUGGCCACCACUGGAGAGCUAUACCUUGCCUGGAAGAAUGGCAUGGAUGUCUGUAAUGCUGGCUGGCUGGCAGACAGGAGUGUACGCUACCCAAUCAACAUCCCCAGGCCUCAAUGUGGAGGGGGCCUUGUUGGAGUAAGAACAGUCUACUUGUUCCCCAACCAAACUGGAUACCCCUACCCAGACUCUCGUUACGAUGCGGUCUGCUUCCAAGAUGAUGAUGAAGGUGAAGUGCCUGGUAGGACCACACCCUUCCCAGUCAUCCAGUUUGCAUCUACCCCUGUGCCGCUCCCCACCCCAAUACCUCCACAAGGGACUGAAGAGAGCAAGUCUGGAGGAGUAGUAACUCUCUCCCCAUUGCCACAUCUCUCCAGUGAAGGUGUGACCAUGGGUCCCACAGGUGUGGUGUUCCACUACCGACCCAUCACUGGUCGUUACACUCUGACCUUUUUGGAGGCUGAGCUGGCUUGCCGGACCAUCGGAGCGAUUAUCGCCAGCCCCCAGCAGCUGUACGCAGCCUUUGAGAAAGGCCUGCACCAAUGUGACGCUGGCUGGCUGCGCGACCAAUCUGUGCGGUAUCCAAUUGUGUCACCCAGAAGCAACUGUGCUGGAAACCUGCAUAACCUCCCAGGAGUGAGGUCGUACGGCCAGAGACCAGCCAGUGAACGCUACGAUGUCUUUUGUUAUGUGGACGGUUUAAGAGGUGAGGUCUUCUUCACCACCGACUAUGACAGCUUCUCCUACGAUGAGGCCGUGCAGCACUGCCAGAAGCUCAACAGCACCCUGGCCACGCCGGGGCAGCUGCACGCUGCCUGGAAACAAGGACUUGACAAAUGCCGGCCAGGCUGGCUCAUGGACCGCAGUGUCCGCUUCCCCAUCACAACCCCCAAAUCUUACUGUGGGGGUGGAGAGGUCGGGGUGCGCACCAUCUACGCCUUCCCCAACCAGACGGGAUUUCCCGAUGAGCAUUCACGCUACGAUGCCUACUGCUUCAGAGCUCAAAUUCCUGUUGAUUCCCAAACUCCCACCACUGUCUCUCAGACGACAAAGCCUAAAGAUGUCAGGGAGACUACAACCGUCAGACCGGUUGACUUUGAUAAAACUUCAGUUGGCUACAAUGAAACCGAUGUGAAUAUCACCGACGAAGUUAUCAAAGAAACUGUUGUUACAUUUGUACAAGUUGCUCCAACAGUGAAAACUGUUCUCCCUCCAGUCCUGGUUGAUGCGUCGGGUUCUGGUUCGGCUGACCACUCAGCCAGUGGGGAGACCUCUGGGGAACCUGCUAUCUCCACCAGCAGCGGUGACACGUCUGGGUCAGGACAAGGCGUCAUUUUCAGCAGAACACCCGAUGUGCUUUCUAGAGAGCAGUCUGGCUCUGGAGUCCCCGAGGAGGCAAAGGAGGGCAGCAUAGUUUUCAUCACAUCUGUAGCUGUGUCUGGAUCUGGAGCUGUGUCUGGAUCUGGAGCUGUAUCUGGAUCUGGAUCUGGAUCUGAAUCUGGAUCUGGCAUCAUUAUAAGUGGAUCAGGCUACAGAAGUGGAAGUGGGGACAUCAGUGGCAGUGGUGAUGACACAGUGGUCACCUUGGUGGAUGUAGAGCUGGAGGAUUUGUCAAAAACCCUCAUGAAUGGCACGGCAACGCAGGAGUUUGGCCAGGGAGGGAUUGACACCAGCGGGGGAUCAAGUGUUUCUGGAUCAGGAGAUGUGUCUGCUUCCGGCUCGGGCGAGUUUUCUGGCAUUUUGUUUAUCGACAGCAGUGAGAUUGACCUGACACCCCAGCAACCUGGGGAGGAAGAAGUGUCUGGAGAUCAUCCGACUGAAUCAGGGUACCCCAGUGGCUUUCCCAGUGGCUUUCCCAGUGGCUUUCCCAGUGGCUUUCCCAGUGGCUUUCCCAGUGGUAUUCCCAGUGGUUUUCCAUCUGGCGUUUCAGGCAGUGGCUCUGCCUCCGGAGACCUUUCUCCAAAGCAUGACAAAGUCAUCUACCUGAUCAAGGAUGACAUGAUUCAAAUAAUCACAGACUCUACUGAAGAGGGGCGGGGUGUGGUGGAGAUAAGCGGGGAAGGCAGUGCCUCUGGACUCCACCCUGAAUUCAGCGGCGCUUCAACUCAACCGUCGGGAAGCGGAGCGGCUCCUACAACUGUUUACGGAGAGUUCGUACCGACUCUUGACCAAUCAGGAUCCAGGGGUACAACUGAGGAGAGUGACAUCGGGUCUGCAGUUCAUUCAGCCACACCAGAAGGACUCUACACCCGGCCAACAACGGCUCCAUCAGUGUCAGUGGUUACUCCGGCUGUUGUGGAGCGUCCCGAUGUGGACGGAGCUACGGAGGGCUGUCCUGAGGACUGGAUCGAGCUUGGCGGCAGAUGUUACCGACACUUUGAUGAGAGACUCACUUGGUCUGAGGCAGAGCAGCGCUGUCAGGAGUUCAGCGGCCACCUGGUCAGCAUCGGCUCGCCACAGGAGCAGCAGUUUGUCAACUCCAAUGGUGACAGCUAUCAGUGGAUUGGACUUAACGACAAAGACGUGCAGAAUGAGUUCCGCUGGACAGACGGCAGUCCUCUGACUUUUGAGAACUGGAGGCCCAACCAGCCGGAUAACUACUUUGGUUCUGGUGAAGACUGCGUGGUUAUGAUCUGGCAUGAGGGCGGCGAGUGGAACGACGUGCCCUGCAAUUACCAUCUUCCUUUCACCUGCAAGCUGGCACCCGCCAUGUGUGGAGCGCCACCCGAGGUGGAACACGGCGGUCCGAUCGGCAGCAGCAGAGGGCGCUAUCCUGUCAAGUCUAUAAUCCGCUACCAGUGUGACCCGGGCUUCACACAGCGCCACCCGCCUGUCAUACACUGUAUGGCAAACGGAGAGUGGGAAAAGCCACAAGCCCAGUGCAUAGAAGCCGGAGCCAACAGUAACAGGCUACACAAAAGGUCCCUGAGGAGAAGAAGUAAAGGUGUCAGCAGCCAACAGGAGCAGAGGGAGCUGCUCUGAGCGGGACUGAAAGGACACACAACUGAGAGCCACAAAAGAGCCUUCUUCUAAAGAAGCAUGGACACUAAUACAAAUGCCAGACCAAAAAGAUAGCAAGCCCUGCCCCUGUAUGUACACUCAACUAAAGCACAUUUAGAUGACGAUUUAAAAAAGAACAAAAAACUGAUGUUCCUGGUCUUUGAAUGUCACCCUGCAACCUCUGAAAGCUCAUUUCUCUAAUUUAUGAUUCAGCAUCCUAGAGCUAAAUCGCUUCCCUUUCUGUCGGCACAAAGUAGAAAAAAACAAAAAAAACUCUUUUCAAGAGGCUGAAGAGUAACAUGCAAAGAGCGUAGAAGGUGUUUUCAGUUCACACUUUUAUUAUACUUUAUCAUAUUUUUCUAGAUCUGUGUUUCUUAGACUUUGUUUUAGGCGUUAGACUCCUACUCUUUAGGACAGCGCGGUGGACGUCGACUUUUGGUUGCGUCGCAGGCAAGUGGUUCUGUGUCGUCGUUUCAUUGGAGCAAAUGGAGCCUUUAGUCUGGUCACAGCUGUGAGCUUGUCGUCUUUGGUGCUGCCGGACCAACACGUUAUGAAAACUCGACCCAGACGCAGCCACCCUGGAUUGAAAUAAUCGGCACGUAUGCACUUUUGAGACGUCCGUCAUGUCGGUGCUAAUCAUUUGAAUCCAGCGCACCUUAAACGACGGAGUGUUAGGGCCACACUCAGAAGAAAAAAGAAAGAAAAAUAA
Poecilia latipinna (sailfin molly) is the source of this 4657-nucleotide messenger RNA. It is a transcript of the gene acanb, whose product is annotated as aggrecan b. Gene Ontology annotation, cellular component: perineuronal net; synapse. Gene Ontology annotation, biological process: positive regulation of neuroblast proliferation; cell adhesion; glial cell differentiation. Lineage: Eukaryota; Metazoa; Chordata; Actinopteri; Cyprinodontiformes; Poeciliidae. Gene Ontology annotation, molecular function: hyaluronic acid binding. The record is from RefSeq and is a predicted model, not a curated record. The transcript is spliced from 18 exons. The coding region runs from base 112 to 3930 and encodes 1272 amino acids.